Messenger RNA from Gryllus bimaculatus (two-spotted cricket), 1445 nucleotides. The record is from the annotation of a GenBank genome assembly. NCBI's taxonomy places the organism in Eukaryota, Metazoa, Arthropoda, Insecta, Orthoptera, Gryllidae.
AUGUUUAGUUAAUAAGUAAAAUUAGGAAAAAGCAUGAUUAUAAAGAGACUCGUAAGUCUUAUGCAGAUUCGAUUGCCAUCAUAAUUUGUAAGGUAGACACAAAGAAUAAUCUAAUAACAAAGUUUGUUAGAAUUAAAAUAGGAAAAGAAAAAGAUAAACUUGACAUUCAUUAAAAUAAAUAGCAGUUUCGGCACUUCAUGUAACUGAAAUAUAAUUCAUUAAACAAUAGUUCAUAAUAUUCAAAAUUAGUAGAGCCAAUGAGUUAAAAAGGUCAUAGCCUAAAUCGAAAUAUUCAGUGACUGAAUUCUCAUAAGAGUGUUUCGGUAUUUUCAGCCCACAAGAUAGAAGGAGACAAGCUAUGAGAUCGUAAGUAUAAAAGCGCCAAAUUGCACAAAAAACCGAGCUAAUCAACCCAAUUAUAUAAAUAAGUAUAGGAAUAAAUACAGACGGAUAGUGGGCACCGUCACAGAACUGUUUUUACAAUGCCUUUGAGUUCAUGAAAGUAGGUACUGGAAAAAUACUUGGGAAUACUGAACUGCUCUUCUUUUUUGAAGGUGUCUGGUUUCAAGACAAAUUGACUUGACUCAUUUCAAGACACUUGGAAUGAGUAGGCCACCGAGUAGAAACCCCGAUGAUUAUAUCUGUCUUGACCGGUGCAAUUGUCCCUGCGUGUUUCUUUCCAGCAGUAGCUUUAAGCAGGGCCGAUUUAACAAGGAGUCCCCUGGGCUAACAAAGUGUGGGGGCUCUGUAGGUAGUAAACAACUUUUACACAUAAACCAGUGGAAAGUUUAUAUCGCAUGGAUCGUAAUAUACACACGUGGAGAGAAGAGAUUAUUCUGUUCCGGUGCCUCGUGUAUCAAGUAACAAUUCGGGAGCAGAUUCAGCCGGGAUCUGGUGGAGGACGAACGAAGACAGCGCUUCGCGCACCGCAAACUGCCAGUUUUGCAGAGGGGCGAGGCGACAGCGGGACCCAAAGUAGGCCAAGGUCGUGAGCUCUCGACGCGGACGUCCUCGGACAGAGGUAGGCGAAGCCGACCCACGACGAGCGAAGAGCCAGGAGUCUACGAAGAACUGGUGCAAAGCCGUAAUCAGCUAGGAAAUGUCCAGGUCACAUCGUAUUUACAAUUCCUGACAGGACUAUGUCCCAGUCUUUUGAUGAAAAAUGAACUUAACACAGAAGUGAAGGCAAGCCAGGUUGACCAGGAUAUGCCAUUGGCCAUGAUAUGUAGCUGGACGGCCGAGACAAUUGUGUGGGGGAGCCUUGCACAUGUACAGGAGGCACUGUUAUUCUUGUAGUUAGUGACGAUAAUUAUACUUACAUGCAAGAGAAUUUAAUAUUGACUGUAUUACCAAGCUUAUUGGGAAUAAACUAGUUAAUAAAAAGUUUAUAAGAUUUUUCUUUGUAAGAACUCAACGUAAAUGAUCUUCAUUUAAUACAUCCUGCG